AUUUGCCAAAGCUUGUGUGUCGCUGCAAUUUUGCUGCAAGUUUUUUCGGCGGCACCAGAUCGUAUCUAGGGAUCAAUCAGAGACCGCAACUCCGUACCAACCAUAGCAACAUUUAAGGAUUUGGUUCGUGGACCUCCAAUUGUGCCAGGUCAAAUUCCUUUUGAGUUACAAAUUUUCAGAGCACACAUUAUGGGUCUUCUCCACCAACGUUCCCCCCAAGAUGUGACGGAACCAAACCCGUGCAGUGGUUAGCUACGGUAUGUGAGUAUUUCCAGUUUUACGAAGUCCCUUUAGUUGAUCGUUUGAACUGUGUGACAUCAAUGUUAGAGGGCUCUGCCUUGGCUUGGUUUAAUUGGCGUAUGCGUGGUGGCUUGAUUGAUGGUUGGGAGGAUUUUGUUAAAAAGUUCCAAAUACGAUUUGCUCCGCUACAUGAUUUGGAUUAUAUUUGUUUUGAGAAGACAUCGGAAAAGUCUAGAGACACAUUUGCCCACAUGGUGGAAAACACCAACACACUCCCUGCCCCAACUAUGGAGGACACAAAUAAACUAAAGGAAUCAAACGAGAAAUCUUUUAUCAAUGUGGACAAUGAUAGCGGGUCUGUAAUCGUUGGCAAUGAUGGCGGUAUUUUUGAUGAAGAUUAUGGUGCAAAUAUUCAGAGUGACGAGCCACCAAACAAAUCAUACUCUACAUCUCGUGAAUUAUCUGUCCCACUAAAUGCCUCAGUUGGGAUGACAAUUGCAGAGUAUGAAGUUCUAGCAGGUGUCGAGAAGGUGGCAGAUACAGAUAAUAAGCAAGUGUACAACCUCAAUUCAUUUGAUGACACCAUUAAGUUGUUUGAUAUUGUCGAUGUGGUCGCGACGGAGCACUUGGUUUCAGCAACUACAUAUUCUACGUGCCGCGUCUCGUAUGGCCAUCACUUUGCUUCAAGAGCCAGGAUUCUUGAAGAUUCAAAGCAUGGACUGCGCCUUUGGUUUAGUUUUAUCUCUCCAGUCCAGAAGCACGAGUGGGAGCCUCCACCUUGAGGACAAGAUUAUUUCAGAAUUUUCAAAUCCAUCUCGGAACUAAUGAGUCUUAAACGCGAGACCUACAAAUGCUCAUGAGGUGGUGAGAAAAGGAUAUCGAAUGAGCCUUCAGGGUGUUGAUGGAGAGCAACAAGUUUGCAAUUUGUUAUUACAACCCGGACGAGAAGCCGAGAAGGUGCCUACGUACGAAGAAAUCAACGAAGAAAAUAAGCAAAGAAACUGCCAAGAAAUUC
Molecule: messenger RNA, 1255 nt
Organism: Cuscuta campestris
Lineage: Eukaryota; Viridiplantae; Streptophyta; Magnoliopsida; Solanales; Convolvulaceae
Source: the annotation of a GenBank genome assembly